Schistocerca gregaria is the source of this 1064-nucleotide messenger RNA. Its product is annotated as aquaporin AQPcic-like. Gene Ontology annotation, biological process: transmembrane transport. Bases 1 to 726 code for a protein of 241 amino acids. Lineage: Eukaryota; Metazoa; Arthropoda; Insecta; Orthoptera; Acrididae. Gene Ontology annotation, molecular function: water channel activity. The record is from RefSeq and is a predicted model, not a curated record. The transcript is spliced from 5 exons. Gene Ontology annotation, cellular component: plasma membrane.
AUGGCGGCGGUGGCGUGCGCAGAGUUCCUGGGUUUGGGCCUGGUCGUCUUCCUGGGCUGCAUGUCCGCCGUGGUCACACCAGAUGGCGAGCCGGAGCUCGUACGGGUCGCGCUCGCCUUCGGCUUUGCCGUCGUCGCUGCAGUGAAGUUCACCCACCAAGUUUCGGAGGGCCACCUGAACCCAGCUGUGACACUGGGAGCAGCACUGCGUGGUGACAUCACGCUACCAGCCGCUGCUGUCUACAUCAUCGCUCAGCUCGCUGGAAGCUCUCUGGCCUAUGGCCUUCUACUGGCUGUGAUGCCCGAGUCUGUAACAUGUGACUGCACCACAGUGCCCAAGCAAGGCUGUACGGAGGCACAGGCUUUCGGCAUCGAGGCGAUGGGUGCCACCGGGCUUGUGAUGACUGCACAUGCCAUCUGGGAUCGCCGUAACCGGGGCACUGGUGAUGCAGCGCCUGUGAAGCUAGGUCUGCUGGUUUCUAGCUAUGCCUUGGCCUCUGGCCAUUACACUGGAGGCAGCAUGAAUCCAGCCCGCAGUUUUGGUCCUGCCAUCUGGCACAACAUCUGGGAUGGACAUUGGGUGUACUGGGUUGGCCCCAUGACUGGUUCAGUGUUGGCGUCCCUAGUCUACCUGGCAGUAUUUGAAGAUCGUCAUGCUUCACAACCUGUUCAGCAUAAGAAGGCUGGGGUUGUUGAAGUUUCCACUGUCUGCAGGGAUGGUAUAUGAAACAUGUACCUCCCAUGUGCUGCAUGAACAUGCAAGAAUGAACCAGUAUAUCUCUGAUACUGUUGCCAAGAAUGUGUGAUACAUGUUAUGAUACCCAAAGGACAAGUAUAGCUUGUUUAAGUACCAACAAAAAGUCACAGCAGAAUGGCAAAGAACUGCUACUGUUACUACUAUUUACAUGAAUUCCUUGCGGCACUUAAUAAUCACAAGAAAACUCAGAAUCACUGAUGGGUAUUUCAUAUAAAAUAUAUUCACAACUAUCUCUCUUUAACAGUUCUUGGCAUCUCUUUUUGAAUUUGGUACUCUGAAUAGAAAGUGUAUGAAGGUUCUUUUCUUCA